Messenger RNA from Poeciliopsis prolifica (blackstripe livebearer), 2962 nucleotides. RefSeq names its product solute carrier family 17 member 5 (gene slc17a5). The transcript is spliced from 11 exons. Lineage: Eukaryota; Metazoa; Chordata; Actinopteri; Cyprinodontiformes; Poeciliidae. The record is from RefSeq and is a predicted model, not a curated record. Gene Ontology annotation, biological process: transmembrane transport; monoatomic anion transport. The coding region runs from base 93 to 1562 and encodes 489 amino acids. Gene Ontology annotation, molecular function: transmembrane transporter activity.
GUCUGCGGAAAGCCGUUCGUUGCUCUCGCUCCCGUUACAACGAUGACUCUCGUCUAGCCGUUAGUGUCUGCUGGCCAUUUCCUGCUGAAAACAUGGAGCGGUACGACUCUGACGUCGAGAAAGACGAGCAGCAAAGGCCGCUCCUUCACCGAAGACUUCAGAGAGCGCCAGCAUGCUGUUCUUCACGCUACGGCUUGGCGUUGCUCUCCAGCUACGGAUUCUUCGUGGUCUACUCCCUGAGGGUGAACCUCAGCGUGGCGAUGGUGGACAUGCUCAACAACACCCACCAGUCCAGCAGCAACCACAGUGGCUCGGUGUGCACCCCCCACAACAACCCCGUACCACCCAAACACAACCAGUCGGCCGGUGUUUACAACUGGGACUCUGCGACUCAGGGAUGGAUCUUGGGCUCCUUUUUCUACGGCUACAUCCUGACACAGAUCCCCGGCGGCUACCUGGCCGGCCGCUGCGGAGCUAAGUGGCUGAUGGGAUUCGGCGUUCUGGGAACCGCCCUCUUCACACUGCUCACGCCCCUGGCCGCCAACCUGGGCGCGAGCUAUCUCAUUGUAGUGAGAGCGCUGGAGGGCGUCGGAGAGGGUGUCACGUUCCCUGCAAUGUACACCAUGUGGGCAUCAUGGGCCCCGCCGCUGGAGAGAAGUAGACUGCUCACCAUUUCAUACAUUGGAGCCCAGCUGGGGACGGUCGUGGCUCUGCCGCUGUCUGGUGAAAUCUGCUUCUACAUGGGCUGGCCCUAUGUCUUCUACGUCUUUGGUGCUGUUGGCUUGGUGUGGUUCGUCCUGUGGGCUUUCCUCGUCUUUGACAGUCCAAACAGUCACCCCCGGAUAUCAGAGCAGGAGAGGCUUUACAUCACCAACUCUCUGAAAAAUGAGCUGUCUACCUCUUCAAGCCACAUCCCCUGGCGAGCCAUCGUGACCUCUAUGCCGCUGAUGGCCAUCGUCGUAGCUCACUUUUCCUACAACUGGACCUUCUACACGCUCCUCACUCUCCUGCCGACUUACAUGAACGACAUCCUGGGGUUCAGCAUACAGCAGAACGGGUUUCUCUCCGCUCUGCCGUACCUGGGCUGUGCUCUGAUGGCCGUACUGAGCGGCCAAGUCGCCGAUUACCUGCGAGAGACUUGCCUUUACCCUACAGUCAUCGUCAGGAAGUCCUUCUCUCUGAUUGGUAUGAUCGGGCCCGCCGUGUUCCUGGUGGCAGCAGGUUUCACAGGCUGUAACUACAGCUUGGCCGUGACCUUCCUCACCCUCUCCUCUGCUCUGGGCGGAGUGUCGGCCUCCGGCUUUAACAUCAACCACCUCGACAUCGCUCCUUCGUAUGCCGGUAUCCUGCUGGGAAUCACCAACACUUUUGCCACCAUUCCUGGUAUGGUGGGACCCGUCAUAGCAAGAGCUCUAACACACAGUAACACUAUAGAGGAAUGGCAGACUGUGUUUUACAUCGCCGCUGCCAUCAACGUGUUUGGCGCUCUGUUCUACGCCGUGUUUGGACGAGGGACGGUUCAGCCCUGGGCCGUCCGUACAGCCUACUCCCACGGAGACUGAAAACGCUGCAUGUUGAAAACGCGACGAUUCUCUGAAUCGUCGCGUCCAUUCAGAGAACAAACUCUGUAAGAAAUUUGUGCUUGUUGAGCAGCAGAGUUCAUAUUUUGUGAAGAAGACCCAUAUUUUAAUGAUGUUAAAACCUGAUUUAAAACAUUUUACCCUGUGAUCUUAAGAUCUUAUUUUUUGUUCAGUAGAGAACAGUAGAAAGGGAAGCUGGUUUUAGUUAUAAGGUUGACGGUUUUGCAGCCACAGAUUAAAUGUUUGAGUUAAAAAGGCCAGUAAAUUAGUCUGCAUUGUAACCAGUCAUCUAUGCUUCAUUAGGAGCUUAGCACAGGCAAUGAAGCUACAGAAGCAAUAAUGUUAUCAUUGCUGUCAUUGUGUUGUUACUCAAAAAUCCUACAGUGAAUCCGUUUCUUUUUUUUUAAACCAACAAAGAUCUACACUGACGAGGGAGUUUUUUUUUCCUCACUGUUUUGUGCAACGUUUAGUAACACAUUUGUACCUUGACCUGUAAUUUGUCACGUUUUUAUCUACAUUUUAACUCUGUACCUGCCUCUUUUUGCAUAUUUGAGGUGGUUCGUUUUAAUACUGGACUGAAGAGUCGAGGUUUGUUUUACAGGUUUUUCUUUAGAAAGAAAAAAUAUCUGAGCUCUUCUAAAGAGAGGAAAGUAACUAGCCUUACAUCGACGUCGCCUUAAAAAGUCUUUGUUUCUGUUUGUUGCGGUUGCCUUUUUUUGUGACGUCAAUGUGUUUCGAGAAUUAUGUCUUAAUGUUUACUUUUUUAUUUCUUUGUUUAAUUGAGGGAUCCCCGGGGCCCUCCUUGUAGUCGACGAUGCUCAUCAAAUGAGAAAAAUGGGUUACAAUAUUUCUUGAAAUUAAGCUUUUUGUUUCUCGAUAAGGGAAUUACAGUGAAACUCUAAGUCAGUGAUUCAAAGGAAGGGCACUUUUUUCUCAGUGUUUUAUGCCAUAUGUGGAUUGAAAAGUCAAAUAGUUUCAGUGUCAAUUGAAUUAGAUCUAAUUUCUUAAAAUUAAGUUUACUUUAGUUUCUUUUUCAAUUGACAAAUUUAAACUUGUGAAACCAAUAUGUUAUUAAUAUUGCUUUUCACAAGAAGCACCACAAUGGGAGUAGAAACAAUGCACUUAUGCCUUAAUUAAGACACUCAAGCCUUAAUUAAGACACUUAUAAUCCAGCUCUUUAGACAUAUUCUGAUUAUGUAUGUAUAUAUAUAUAUAUUUUACAUUUUUAUUUCUGUGUUGAUAUACAAGGAAUCAAAGGGACUUUGUAUUGUGCUGCACAGUAAACAGAUAUGAUGGUAAAUAAUUGUAAUGGAAACAUUCCAGAAAAAUGUCUUUAUUCAUGUUAAUAGAAUUGUAUCAAAUACAGCCAGUGACAAAUCUGA